Messenger RNA from Westerdykella ornata, 1297 nucleotides. RefSeq lists its product as uncharacterized. Bases 82 to 1068 code for a protein of 328 amino acids. Lineage: Eukaryota; Fungi; Ascomycota; Dothideomycetes; Pleosporales; Sporormiaceae. The transcript is spliced from 2 exons. The record is from RefSeq and is a predicted model, not a curated record.
CAACGGCGGAUAUCUCGUGGGGCUCAACGCUUCAUCAUCGCCUCUCGGUGCUUGUCGAUACAGCCAUCAGCGUCAACAAAGAUGGGUCUAGCGACAACAACCACCGAGGGCCCUUUGUCCUCUAACUGGGUGAUGUCUACCAGCAGCAACGCUCAUCUGAGUAGCGACCGUCGAUGGUUCACCACAUACACGCCUUUCAAGUCUUUUGGUUGCUCCCACUACCCGUGGCUUACGAAAUUGCCUGUGGUUGGCCUUGGCACCGUCCUACUCCCCGUGAAGCUGUCACCAACCCGCUCCGGUCCGGACGCCCAUGGCAAGCUCGAGCUUCAGGACGUUUUACACUGUCCAACCGCCACGUGCAACGUUGUGGGUCUUCCUGCAUCCGCUCAUAACUGGAGAAUCAGUUGUGGUGACCCAACCGGAAGAACCAAAGGAAAAAUCACAGACCGUCAGGGCAAAAAUCUCGCGUACUUUGACCCUAAGCGCAAAAACACUGAGAUCAAGCUGAGUGGGCCACCCGUUGGUCCUGUGGUCGGUCCUAGCGUUCUGGACGACCCAAACAUGUGUUCUAUCAUCAACGUGCUCUGGGACCCUUCGGAGCAAGCCCGGUGGCACAGGUACAAAAGACUCUAUGUGCAGCCAACGCUCAACGCCAAGUCAACGGAAACGGUACUCAAGGGGAACGCUGCCGAGCGUUCGCGUGCAAGUGCCCCUUACACUAAGAAAGAGAAGCAGUGGCUCAGGAGACACUUUCGCAGCGAAUGGCGCUUCCUGGGCCUAUAUGGAAUGACCAUCUACAAGAAAGAGGAUCGUAAGAAGGGUAGAGCCGUGCUCCGCCGAGUCAUGGCCGGCGAGCUUCCAAUCCGCAGAGAGGGUCUUGAUAAAUGCGGCAGCGACUCCGAUGAUCCUCAAAGUGUCGAGUCGGAGGAUGAUGAGGAGGACGAGGACGAAAACGAAUCCGACACUGAUUCCGACGGUGGCACUUCCGAUGAUUCGUUCGACGAGGACUGUUUGGCCUGGCUCGAAAAGCACUACUCCUAUCUCGUAAUCAAUCAACUAAGUGUAUGACGGGUUCAAAGGUGUUGAAUCAGAAAGUUCAAUGCUGAAGUACGGAAGGUCGUCUCUGGGCCAUUCCAUGUUUGAGUUCCUCUGCUUCAAAGCUACACUCUCGUUAGAUCUCUUUUGUCUCAUCGUGGAAGCAAUGAGUGAGAUGGGUUUGAGGACAGGACAGGCACACCGCACUUGUUUCUAUAACAGCCAUAGUUCCAACAUUGUCGUAUUUGACUCGCAGUGGGAG